CGACAGCAUCCGAGCAGACAUGGCCACUCUGCAGUAUCUAAACGCUUUCAUAUCUGAGCGGCUGGCAGCGGCGGCUGUGGAGAUUUUCGGGGCGGUGGAGAAAACGUUGACUGAGUACCAGGGAGAAAUCAACCGGUUCAAACAGGAGACAGAUCACCUGAGGACACUGCUGCUCUGGCCGCAAGUCAGAUUACACAGAUCAGCAUCUCAUCGGGUCAGUCCUCCUCGCUGUGAUAAGGAGGCUUCUCCCGAGUGCUGCCACAAGGAGGAGUGGGCCCCAGAUGUGAGCCUGGAGCACCCCAGUCCUCUACAUAUUAAAGAGGAGCACGACCACAGGGCUGGUCAGCGAGGAUUGUCCUGUAGGCACCAGUGCGAUACCACAGUGUGUCCCCAGAAUGUGAAAAGAGAAGGUCACGAGGAGCCGCCCUCACACCUCUACAGAAUAUUAACUGUUGAACAGACAGCAGAUGUCAAGGCUGAGCCCGAUGGUGUUGAGCUAAUAACAUCCCCAUCACCCAUGGAGGAUGAGGCCACCAGGGGAGUAGAUCCAGAGUCCCCUGGGCUCCAGCGAGAAACCCUGAAAGAUCAUCUUGAGAUCGCUCAUCACGAGCAGGAUGGGUCUGAUGAGCAGCAGAACGCUGACCAAGACUGGAGCCUCUGUCAGGAUCACAAGGACCCUGAUCCCCCUCAGAUCAAAGAGGAAAAGUUUACAUCAUCUUGUCCUCAGGAAGAUACUGAACACUAUGAACUCCCUCGUCAGUCAGAGAGAAGUAUUUAUGAUGAGCCUCAUUGUUCAAGCCCCUGCCACCACCAGACUCUGAGCAACAAAACAUUUUACACAGCAGAAGAAAAGAGGCGAGGUGUUGAAGGAGAAGGCUGUGAGCUAUAUGGACUGACCAAAGUUUGUCAGCCCUUCUACUCUGUGACUCUAGACCAUCCUGCAGCUCAGAGCGAAUAUGCUGAGAAUACAGAUGGUGUGGUAAAUGGAGAAUGGAUUAAGGCACUCACACCAACAAGAACAAGGCAAGGGAAAAGGCACAACUCCAACUUGUGCAGCAAGGACAGAGACGACAUCGGAGUGGAAGAAAACGUAAAUGAUCUCACCAGGGAGAGGAGACACACUUGUCCCAUCUGUGCCAAACGCUUUAAGGAGUCGGGCCACUUGAAGGAUCAUGUGAGGAUCCACACAGGAGAGAAGCCGUACCAGUGUAAGGAAUGUGGCAUGAACUUCAGACAGAGUGGAGCUUUGACUCUGCACAUGAGAAUCCACACGGGGGAGCGGCCAUACCAGUGCACCGACUGUGGUCGGCGCUUCAAUAGAAAAGGUGACAUGGAGACUCACAGGGUGACACACACAGGGGAAAGACCCCAUCUGUGCAUGAUGUGUGGGAAAAGCUUCAAAAGGAAGAGCAACUUAAACACACAUCUAAAGAUCCAUGCAGAGGACAGAAUGGAUUAUGCACAGCCAUUGUGACUGUUGAAAUACUGUAUGUAUCAUCCAGAUAGUUACGCUCUGGAAAACAAGGAUUAUCAAACAUAAUAUUAGGAUGUUUGCUCAGUUCAUAAUACUUUUCCCCAGGAGACAUCAUGAAGAAACAUUUAUCUGAAAUGAUGAUUUUAUGAUCUCUGAUGAUGUUUAAAUUCACUUCCACAAACUUUGCCAGUAAAAUACAUUUGAGACAAUGUAAACAUUAGUUUUGUUCUUUUGUUUUCUAAUGCUCAUUAUGAAAGCUUGGUUCUUCUCAUUAAAUUGUGUUUUGGGUGUA
This is a messenger RNA of Epinephelus lanceolatus (giant grouper), 1766 nucleotides long. RefSeq lists its product as uncharacterized. Gene Ontology annotation, molecular function: DNA-binding transcription factor activity, RNA polymerase II-specific; RNA polymerase II cis-regulatory region sequence-specific DNA binding. The record is from RefSeq and is a predicted model, not a curated record. NCBI's taxonomy places the organism in Eukaryota, Metazoa, Chordata, Actinopteri, Perciformes, Serranidae. Gene Ontology annotation, biological process: regulation of transcription by RNA polymerase II.